CUAAGACUAAAGUCCCACUUGUACAUUUCCUCUCUAGCUGGGCAUCCCUCACUCCUACCUGAUGAUGAGCUACCAGUACAAGUUCCAAGAUGACGACCAGACUAAAGUCAAAGGCUCCGUCAAGACGGGCUGGUUCGGGACGGUGGUGGAAUACGGCGCCGAGAGGAAGAUCAGCCGUCACAGCGUGCUGUCAGCCUCCGUCAGCGUGGGCGUCCCUCAGGGCGUCACCCUGAAGAUCAAGUUGGCACGUGCCAGUCAGACAUACUUGUUCCCGCUGCACCUGACGGACCAGCUGCUGCCCAGCGCCGUCUUCUAUGCCACGGCGGCACCGCUGCUGGUCUACAUGGCCGUCCACAAGCUGCUCAUCAUCCCCUACACUCGAGCACAGAAAGAAGAAGAGCUGGAGCUGCAGAGGAAAAGCUCGGCCACAGACAUCGCCAAAAAGAAGCAGGAGGCGGAGUCUGCUGUGCUGCUGAUGCAGGAAUCUGUGAGGAGGAUCAUCGAGGCAGAAGAAUCCAAGAUGGGCCUGAUCAUCCUCAACGCCUGGUACGGCAGGUUUGUGUCCGACAGCGGGCAGAAGAAAGCCAGAGUGGUGGACGUGACCGUGCCCCUGCAGUGCCUGGUCAAGGACUCCAAGCUGAUCCUCACCGAGGCGUCCAAGGCGGGCUUGCCGGGCUUCUACGACCCUUGUGUGGGGGAGGACAAGAGCCUGAAGCUGCUCUACCAGUUCAGGGGAGCCAUGCACCAAGUCAUCGCCACAGACACUGAGCCGCUACGCAUACCCAAACAAUCUCACAGGAUUGGAGCAGAGUCUUAGAGGAAGGAAGUGGAGCCAGCCUGCCAGCAAGGAACUUUUCUACUGACUUUUGGAGCUUCCCCUGUCGAGGACAUCUUCAUCAUAGCAGCCUCCCCCACUCUCAUCUUCUACCUCCUCAACCAGGACAUGCUGGGAUCCUCACCCUCAUCCUCUCAUAGUUCUGAUGUGAUGUUGCACCUUCUGAAGGAGGAAAUGGUGGGAUCCUCAUCCUCAUCCUCUCAUAGUUCUGAUGCCAUGUUCUACCUUCUGAAGGAGAACAUGGUGGGAUCCUCAUCCUCUCAUAGUUCUGAUGCCAUGAUGUAUCUCAUGAAGGAGGACAUGCUGGGAUCCUCAUCCUCUCAUAGUUCUGCUGCCAUGUUCUACCUUCUGAAGGAGGACAUGGUGGAUCCUCAUCCUCUCAUAGUUCUGCUGCCAUGUUUUACCUUCUGAAGGACAUGGUGGGAUCCUCAUCCUCUCAUAGUUCUGAUGCCAUGUUGUAUCUUCUGAAGGAGGACAUGGUGGGAUCCUCAUCCUCAUCCUUUCAUAGUUCUGAUGCGAUGUUGUAUCCGUUGAAGGAGGACAUGGUGGGAUCCUCAUCCUCUCAUAGUUCUGCUGCCAUGUUGCACCUUCUGAAGGAGGACAUGGUGGGAUCCUCAUCCUCAUCCCUUCAUAGUUCUGAUGCGAUGUAUCUUCUGAAGGAGGACAUGGUGGGAUCCUCAUCCUCAUCCCUUCAUAGUUCUGAUGCGAUGUAUCUUCUGAAGGAGGACAUGGUGGGAUCCUCAUCCUCUCAUAGUUCUGAUGCGAUGUUUUACCUUCUGAAGGAGAACAUGGUGGGAUCCUCAUCCUCAUCCUUUCAUAGUUCUGAUGCCAUGUUGUAUCUCAUGAAGGAGGACAUGGUGGGAUCCUCAUCCUCUCAUAGUUCUGCUGCCAUGUUCUACCUUCUGAAGGAGGACAUGCUGGGAUCCUCACCCUCUCAUAGUUCUGCUGCCAUGUUUUACCUUCUGAAGGAGGACAUGGUGGGAUCCUCAUCUUUUCAUAGUUUUGAUGCGAUAUUGUAUCUUCUGAAGGAGGACAUGCUGGGAUCCUCACCCUCUCAUAGUUCUGCUGCCAUGUUUUACCUUCUGAAGGAGGACAUGGUGGGAUCCUCAUCCUUUCAUAGUUUUGAUGCGAUAUUGUAUCUUCUGAAGGAGGACAUGAUGGGAUCCUCAUCCUCAUCCUCUCAUAGUUCUGCUUCCAUGUUUUACCUUCUGAAGGAGGACAUGGUGGGAUCCUCAUCCUCUCAUAGUUCUGCUGCCAUGUUUUACCUUCUGAAGGAGGACAUGGUGGGAUCCUCAUCCUCAUCCUUUCAUAGUUCUGAUGCAAUGUUGUAUCUCAUGAAGGAGGACACACUGGGAUCCUCAUCCUCUCAUAGUUCUGAAGCCAUGUUGUAUCUCAUGAAGGAGGAAAUGGUGGGAGCCUCAUCCUCAUCCUCAUCCUCUCACAGUUCCAGCAACCAUGCAAGGAAAGGUGCUGUUUUACCUCAUCUUCUGGUGGACUUCAUCCUAUGUGUGGUCUUCAUAUAAAAUACGUGUCCUGAGUUUUCUGGGGUUCGACUUAACUGCCAUGGAACUGCAAUGUGGAGCCGUGGAAGGGAAGUGACAUCAUGGCCAUUUCCUGCUAUUGUUUUCAGGAAGUGCUUGGAACCUCCCAUCUAGAACGGUUUUUCCAAAGGUAAUAAUGGAUUGGAUUGAAUUAAACACUCCAAGCUGCA
Molecule: messenger RNA, 2546 nt
Organism: Nerophis ophidion (straightnose pipefish)
Lineage: Eukaryota; Metazoa; Chordata; Actinopteri; Syngnathiformes; Syngnathidae
Product: dnaJ homolog subfamily C member 11-like
Exons: 8
Coding region: 62-817 (251 amino acids)
Biological process (GO): cristae formation
Source: RefSeq, a predicted model, not a curated record